Stylonychia lemnae is the source of this 1167-nucleotide messenger RNA. NCBI's taxonomy places the organism in Eukaryota, Ciliophora, Spirotrichea, Sporadotrichida, Oxytrichidae. The record is from the annotation of a GenBank genome assembly.
AUGAUUGUCACAAGUGCUGGCUUUAUAUAUACAACAUAGAUAUCAAUUCAAAUAAUUCAAGGGAUCUGCUUAGGUCUUAAAUGGGUAGCUGGAAAUAAAUACAUUUCAUAAUGUGCUACAGAAGAAACUAAAGGUUUUUACUUUGGUUUAUUCUGGGGAAUUUUCAUGAUAUCAAUGGUAUUUGGUAGUUUAAUGGCAGCAUUCAUUUCAAUCCAUUUCAAGUAGACUACAUUUGUAUUAAUAAUGGCUGGUAUAGCUACCUUAUCAAUAAUAGUUUUUUCUACUCUACUUGAUCCUAUUCCUUAAGAAAGAUAUUUACCACUAGAUAAUUUGAAAGAAGAGGAUGAAAUAUAAAUAUAGAAUAGUAGCGAAAGGAUUAAAAUCUUUAUAAAGUGUGAAAAUUACGAAUCUAUUCCUCAAAAUCCUGACUCAUCAAACGAAUACAAUUUCAUCAGCUGUUAAGUUUAUGACUAAAGUAAAAAAUAGAGAUAAACUCAAAUAUCCUUGAGAAAAGAGGUAGCAUAAGUUUUGCGACUCAUUAGUUCUAAAAAGAUGCUGCCUUUGAUUCCAUAGCUAAUAUGGCUAGGAAUAAGUAUUGCUGUUUAUUCAGGAUUAUUUUUAAUUAUCAUUAUUGAUACAUAAUCUAUUGGAGAUGACUAAUAUAAAUUUUCCUAGUCAAUGCUUACAAUGGUAUCAUUUGGAAUUGGUGAAAUAGUCGGUAGUCUAGUUUCUGGUUUUAUGAUAGAUAAAUACGGAAAUAAAAAGACUGUUUUGUUAAAUAUUCUUUUGAUCUCAAUUCAAACUAUUAUAAUGAUAAUCUGUAUGAUAGACUAUAGAUUUUCUUAUUUUUCCUACUUCUUGACUUUCACUUGGGGAUUAUAAGAUAGCUCAACAAAUACCUUAUCAGUUGAAAUUCUUGCCUUUGAAUUCUGUAAUAAUUCAUAAUCAAUUGGGAUAUCCAAUAUCGGCUUAGCUAUAGGCUCUUUAAUCUUCAAUUUUAUCUAAGGAUUUAUCAAAGGAAAAGAAUAGUAUUUGAUUUAUACAACUGUUAUUGGGUUUCUUGGAAUACUGUGCAAUGUUUCGACAUUAUUUUUCAAAUUUAAACCUAUGCCUAUACACCUUCAAAAAUCUAUGAAAUCAAUGAAAUCUAAUGGUGAUUUUUAAUGA